Amphimedon queenslandica is the source of this 757-nucleotide messenger RNA. RefSeq names its product peptidyl-prolyl cis-trans isomerase B-like. Bases 65 to 670 code for a protein of 201 amino acids. Lineage: Eukaryota; Metazoa; Porifera; Demospongiae; Haplosclerida; Niphatidae. Gene Ontology annotation, cellular component: cytoplasm; intracellular membrane-bounded organelle. Gene Ontology annotation, molecular function: cyclosporin A binding; peptidyl-prolyl cis-trans isomerase activity. The transcript is spliced from 5 exons. The record is from RefSeq and is a predicted model, not a curated record. Gene Ontology annotation, biological process: protein peptidyl-prolyl isomerization; protein folding.
AGGGUCCGGUUUCAAAAAGUCAUUGCAAGUCAAUUGACAAUUGAGAGUGGCGCUGAGCUUUAAGAUGAAAGCUGCUCUUGUCAGUGUCUUGUGCCUGUUGUUGGUUGGAAUAAUAUCCUCUGUACUUUCUGCAAAGGGUCCACUUGUAACUAACAAAGUUUAUUUUGAUAUUGCAAUUGGAGGUGAAAAUGUAGGUCGGGUUGAGAUUGGCUUGUUUGGCAAGACAGUACCAAAGACUGUUGAUAACUUUGUUCAACUAUCUAAACACACGAAAGGUUUUGGUUACAAAGGCAGCAAGUUUCACCGUGUCAUCAAAAGUUUCAUGAUACAGGGAGGAGACUUUACUAAAGGAGAUGGAACUGGAGGUAAGAGUAUUUAUGGCGAUAAGUUCCCUGAUGAGAACUUUAAAUUGAAGCACCUUGGACCCGGCUGGCUAAGCAUGGCUAAUGCUGGCAAGGACACCAACGGGUCACAGUUCUUCAUCACAACAGUAAAGACCAGUUGGUUGGACGGACGCCAUGUUGUCUUUGGAAAAGUACUCAGUGGAAUGGAUGUUGUGACACAAGUGGAGAACACAGAGACAGGAUCAAACGAUAAGCCGGUCAAAGAUGUGACCAUUGAAGAUUGUGGAGAAAUAGAGAUCGAGCCAUUUAACAUUGAUAAAGAAUAAGACUUUAGACAUCAUUUUUCACUGAUUAGAUAAAUUUUUGUUAAAAUAAAUAAGACAUUACACCAUAGAAUGGAACGAUUAACUUAA